AUGGGAGGAAAAAUGGACGAGAGCGUCUCUUGCAGCUGGAGUGAGCCGCUUCCGUCUGUGUCAUUCCACAAGGAUGUAGACACCGCGCGCACCCAUGCGGAGACCGUUGCUGCGUCAAGGAGCAGGUCGGGGAGUACGGCAGCAGUAUUACUCAACCAGUUGACGACAGUGACCGCACCAUGGGUGGCUGUAAAGGUUCAACCGCAGCAACAUAUACAUCAUUUUGUUCUUCUGUCUAACGCGCGGACAGUGGAGGUACACGUCGGUGAUGCCGUUAUUUGCACAUAUGAGGGUAUCGUUUCUACAGGGGGCUGGUUUCUCCACGACGCAAAGUGCAACGCAUCUGCUGGGCAGACGCUGAAGUUCAAGUUUUUCGCCCGGAAGGAGAGGUCUACUAUUGAUGUGGCUGUUGUCUGCCUUGUGAGGGAUGUAGUAGAGCGCACCCCCUCCAGCGAAAACAACCACAGCAAUGAUGCCCCCCAAGCACUGGAAAGCCGGUUGGGACAAUUAGAAGCACAAAUACAUGUGUCAAUGAAUGCGAUUAUGCGUCGACUGAGCAAUGUAGAGGAUCGCCUAGCUGCUUUGGAGGGGCGUGGAAGUGCACCAUCUCCCGGGUGA
Trypanosoma theileri is the source of this 618-nucleotide messenger RNA. RefSeq lists its product as uncharacterized. NCBI's taxonomy places the organism in Eukaryota, Euglenozoa, Kinetoplastea, Trypanosomatida, Trypanosomatidae. The record is from RefSeq and is a predicted model, not a curated record. The transcript has a single exon. The coding region runs from base 1 to 618 and encodes 205 amino acids.